GACUGACAGUCGAAAUUGGGGCGCUCGAGCGAAAUUGCGGCGCACCGGCUUUUUGAAUCUUUUCGAAGUGGUGCAGCGAAUAAUUUUGAUUAUCUAGCUAGCAAAGAACUGCAAAGAUAAUCAUGCGACUGGCACAACGUUACGGAAUUGCACUGGUUGCGCUGCUUAUGGUUGGGGCGACCGUAUUGUUCUUCUGGUCGGAAAAUAUCAUUAACUACGAAAACAUCAAGUUCAACAGUCCUGUGGAGCUGGUCUGGUGGUCCAGGGAUAUGUCCUGGAAUUACGACGUGCAGCGCCAGUGCGGAAUUCAUACUUGCCGCAUCACCAACAAGCGGAGCCGCCGUCCGUGGGCCCGGGGCGUCCUGUUUUACGGCUCAAACAUAAAGACGGGAGACUUUCCCCUGCCUCGGAACGAGCACCAAAUCUGGGCCCUACUGCAUGAAGAAUCACCAAGGAACACCCCUUUUGUGUCCAAUAAAGAGUUCCUUCGCCACUUCCAUUUCACAUCCACGUUUAGCCGCUACAGCAACUUGCCGCUGACUACGAUGUACUUGCCCAGUGGCGAGGCGCUUACUUCGAAGGAUUACUAUGUUACGUUUGACGGCAAGUCAAAGUACGGAUACCGUCCAUCCACAUCGGUGGUGUUCCUCCAAAGCGACUGCGACACGAUGUCUGGAAGGGAGGACUACGUAAAGGAACUGAUGAAACAUCUUCCGAUCGAUUCCUACGGCAGCUGCCUACGGAAUAGAGAUCUGCCAGAGAGCUUGCAGAAGGAUUACUUGAAUAAUUUAUAUUCACCGGAGUUGCUGCGUUUCCUGUCCGAAUACAAGUUCAUGAUUGCCAUUGAGAACGCUGCCUGUCCGGAUUAUAUUACCGAAAAGUUUUGGCGUCCUUUGAUAAUGGGAGUUAUUCCAAUUUACUUUGGCUCACCCACCAUAAAAGACUGGGAACCGAAUAAUAAAUCUGCAAUUUUUGUGAACGACUUUCAAAAUCCUCAGGCAUUGGUAGAGUAUCUCAAUAAGUUGGCGGAUAACAAAAAGCUGUACAAUUCGUACCGCCAACACAAACUAAAUCGGCGUAACCCCAUUUCCAACAAAAAGCUACUCCACAACCUUGUCACGCGCCAGUACCACAUAGGCGAUUCUUCUCCGGGAGCAUCACUCUUUGAGAAGUUCGAGUGUGCAGUGUGCUACCAUGUAAUCAAUACUGCCAGGAACGUGAAGGCCGACUUGCGUCAUUACAAUUGUCCCCUGGAACCGGUGUAUGCUAAGAUGGAGGGUCAGAAAAUUCCUCAAAAUGUCGCGGAUUGGCGAGCCGCAAUGGAGGUAGGCCAGUGCCAAGCUAAGGUACUCGAUGAGUUCUUCCGUCGAGACAUCGGUUUCAAUGACGCAGAGUUUGAUGCUGAGCUCAAUCGGAGGAUUGAGGGAAACAAUUGCAGUAAUAGUUCAAAUACUUAAUUCGAAAAAUACGUCAAUCAUACAGACUUUACCAUGUGAUAAUAAAUGUAUAUUAAACUAUUUACAAUAAGCUGUCAUUUCUGGUAUUUACAAUGUAAAUGUACCUCAUCCAGGACUUUAUUUUCCUAUUCCAUUUAAUUGAAAACUGUUGUACACAAUAU
Drosophila melanogaster (fruit fly) is the source of this 1618-nucleotide messenger RNA. It is a transcript of the gene FucTB, whose product is annotated as alpha1,3-fucosyltransferase B. The transcript has 4 exons. Gene Ontology annotation, molecular function: glycosyltransferase activity; fucosyltransferase activity. Gene Ontology annotation, cellular component: Golgi membrane; Golgi apparatus; Golgi cisterna membrane. Bases 123 to 1457 code for a protein of 444 amino acids. Gene Ontology annotation, biological process: N-glycan processing; glycoprotein biosynthetic process. Lineage: Eukaryota; Metazoa; Arthropoda; Insecta; Diptera; Drosophilidae. The record is from RefSeq and is marked reviewed.